This is a messenger RNA of Carya illinoinensis, 3086 nucleotides long. RefSeq names its product NADPH-dependent aldo-keto reductase, chloroplastic-like. The transcript is spliced from 13 exons. Gene Ontology annotation, molecular function: aldose reductase (NADPH) activity. Gene Ontology annotation, cellular component: cytosol. Bases 1308 to 2909 code for a protein of 533 amino acids. The record is from RefSeq and is a predicted model, not a curated record. NCBI's taxonomy places the organism in Eukaryota, Viridiplantae, Streptophyta, Magnoliopsida, Fagales, Juglandaceae.
GAACACCGGCGCUAAGAUCCCCUCGGUAGGGAUGGGGACGUGGCGGGCGGAGGCUGAACGCGUCGGCGGAGCCUUGACCGCUGCCAUUAAGGUUGGAUAUCGGCAUAUUGAUUGUGCUAAACUCUAUGGAAAUGAGAAGGAGGUAAUUUUGCAUAGUACCAAACCGAUCAUCAUCAUUGUAUCUUUCUCUGCUUUGUUUCUUUUUGUCUGUUAAUGGUUUAUAUAUACAGUAUACCAUCUUACUUGCCAUUUCAUAUCAUGGCAUUUUGUUUAGUCAUCUGACUCUGGUGUGCUCUCCCAUAGUAGGUCCCUUUUUCCUGGAAAAUUAUGUCAAUGGUUUUCAUCAUAAUUGAAAAUCUAUACAUACUUGAAAGAAUAACCAGUUAUCUCAAGUUGCAGGGGGCUAUCAGGUGCAUUUUCACCUUUCAUAUUACUGUAUUGCAUCUCAAGCUUGCCACUGGAUUUACAAAGACAUUGCUGAAGACUAGCAAUUCCCUUUUGUAAUAUAGAUUUGUUAUUGGAAGUCGCUUUCACCUUUUUGGCAUGGCUCAUUAUUAAAUGUUCAUUGUCAUCCUUACCUAUCAAAACAAAAAAAAUGUUCAUUGUCAUCCUUACCUAUCAAAACAAAAAAGAAAAAAAUGUUCAUUGUCAUCCACAAAAACAGGGCAGUGUAAGCGAUUUAGGUGAUGUUAGCAGUCACGUUGAAUAUGUUUGUUUGAUAUAAGCGCAUCUGCAGAGUUUUCUUGUAUCAUAUGCUGUUUUAGGGAACUCCUACAUAGUAGAUAUAGAUAUUGAAUGCUAGUAGAAUUUGGCAUACAGGUGAUUGUAAAGUGUAAAUUUGGGUAGCUUAUAUAGCACUAAAACUCUGAUAGAUAUACAUCUAUUCUUCUUCUCUUUAGUUGCAUAACGAGAUGAAUAACAACUGACAACAUGAUCCGAGGAAAUCUGCACCAUAUAAGUCAAAUGCAUGGAUGAAUGGUCACGUGAUCAUUUGGUCAUUUUAGAUAUACAAUACUUCCUCCUUAGCAUGAUUUUUAUUUAUUUAUAUUCAGAAAAACAUAAUUUUGUCCACUCUUUCCAUUCAUCUUCCCAUUUAUGUACUUCCGGUAAAUAUAAACAUUCAGCUAAUAUGUUUUACCUCUUUUUCUUGCUUGUGCAAAGAUACUUUCUCAAGUAAUGAAACAUCUUUUUUAGUUUCUUUUUUUUUUAGCCCCUUAGACAGAAAGCUAUAGAUUUAUAUUAUAUUAUGCUAAACAGGAAGCAUAUUCUGUCAGCAUUGAUUGUAUCAAUAUUUUGUUCGUGAAUCUAUGAUUGGGUCUGCUUUGAAGAAGCUGUUUAAUGAUGGAGUAGUGGAGCGUGAGGACUUAUGGAUUACCUCCAAACUCUGGUGUACCGAUCAUGCACCAGAUGAUGUGCCAAAGGCAUUAGAUAAAACUUUGAUGGACUUGCAACUUGAAUAUCUGGAUCUGUAUCUCAUCCACUGGCCAGUUAGAAUGAGAAAGGAUACGGUUGGCUAUAAGCCUGAAAAUGUUAUCCAACCCGACAUACCAAGUACAUGGAGAGCAAUGGAGGUGCUUUAUGAUUCUGGCAAGGCUCAAGCUAUUGGAGUGAGCAAUUUUUCUUCAAAGAAGCUCGGGGAUCUGUUGGACAUAGCACGAGUGCCACCAGCUGUUAAUCAAGUGGAGUGUCACCCCUCAUGGCAGCAGCCAGGACUACAUGCAUUUUGUAAAUCAAGAGGAGUUCACUUAUCUGGGUAUACUCCUUUGGGUGCCCCUGGUAGGUGGCCUAAGAACGAGGUGCUUCAGAAUCCAAUUCUCCUUAUGAUCGCAGAGAAGUUAGGGAAGACUCCUGCACAAGUGGCUCUUCGUUGGGGGCUGCAGAUGGGUCACAGCGUACUGCCUAAGAGCACAAAUGAGGAAAGGAUCAAAGAAAAUUUUGAUGUUUUUGAUUGGUCUAUACCCAAAGAUUUGUUCGCCAAGUUCUCGGAAAUUGAGCAGGAGAGGCUUGGUAAGGGUACUGCAUAUGUGCAUGAGACCUUUGGUGCCUACAGGACCAUUGAAGAACUUUGGGAUGGCGAGGUUGGAUACCGCCAUAUUGAUUGCGCUCAGCUCUAUGGCAAUGAAAAGGAGAUUGGUUUCAUUCUGAAGAAACUAUUUGAAGAUGAUGUGGUGAAGCGUGAGGAUUUGUGGAUUACCUCUAAACUCUGGAGCACUGAUCAUGCACCUGAAGAUGUUUCAGAGGCUUUGGAUACUACUUUGCGAAACUUGCAACUUGAUUAUCUUGACUUGUACCUUAUCCAUUGGCCAAUCCGGAUGAAGAAGGGGUCAAUAGGCUUUAAACCAGAAAACCUCAUUCAACCGGAUAUACCUAGCACGUGGAAAGCAAUGGAGGCACUCUAUGUUUCUGGAAAGGCUCGAGCUAUUGGUGUCAGCAAUUUCUCUUCAAAGAAACUUGGGGAUCUGUUGGAGGUAGCACGGGUGCCUCCUGCUGUUAACCAAGUGGAGUGCCACCCCUCGUGGCAGCAGCCAGGAUUACAUGCAUUUUGUAAAUCCAAGGGAGUUCACUUAUCUGGAUAUUCACCAUUAGGUUCUCCUGGCUCCACGUGGCUCAAGAGUGACGUUCUUAAGAAUCCAAUUCUAGGUAUGGUUGCAGAGAAACUAGGCAAAACUCCUGCACAAGUAGCCCUUCGUUGGGGCCUGCAAAUGGGUCAUAGUGUGCUUCCAAAGAGUACACAUGAAGAAAGGAUUAAGGACAACUUUGAUAUCUUCAACUGGUCUAUACCUGAAGUCUUGCUCGGCAAAUUGUCCGAAAUUGAGCAGGCAAGAUUGGUAACAGGGAACUUCGGCAUUGUCCAUGAGACUUUUGGUCCGUACAGGACUGUUGAGGAAUUAUGGGAUGGCGAAAUAUGAGCAGCGAGAUAACUGCUGGUUCAUUAGGAAAAGAGGGCAAAGUUAAAUUUGAGGUAAUAAAAGGGGUAGGAAAAAUAUAGUUGCAAAUAUAAUUGUACACUAAUUUGUAUAUCAAUGUGAUGCGAUUGGUCAAAAAAUAAAUUUUAUUGAAAACAGUAUUAAUUUAAAUUUUAAAUA